CCACCGACACCGACCGAUGGAUAAACGUGUUAACCAACGGCAAAUGAUGUGAAAUAGGAAGUGAUGAGAUCAACAGCAUGUGGCAAGAGACGAAGACGCGGGUUGAACAGGCUAGAACACUGUCCAUAUUAACUUUAGUCGGGAAAAGUCUGGGGACGGGGCCGGCUGAGAGAGUGAAUGAGCAAGAGGGGGGAUUGAGGGAGGGGGGAUUUAAUCGGAUUAUGGCUCUAGAUUUUAGAAAACGCCUACUUCUGCACUGGAGUCUAGCCUGCAUCGUUCUUACUAACCCACUUGCCCGAUAGCUUGUCCAUGGAACGUCCCAGUCAGCGCGCAGAGAAGGUUCGCCAACUUUGUCCUUGAAGAUGACAGUCCAGAAGAGCAGCACUGUUCGGAAGAAAUUUUUCUAACCAUUGCGCCUAAUGUGGAGACUUGUGUCAAUUUUCUCUUGGAGUUUCACAUUACUCUGGGAUUGUUGAGCUACGUUGUUUCCCAGGAUGGAGCAGUACGUGCUAUUGACGUUUUGGAAUAUCUGGCUUUUUACAUGUACAGUGUAUUUUUAAUAGUUUUUAUGGCGUGAACAGUGACUGUCCCCCCAAAUGCCCACGAUUCUGGAAAUACGACAAUAAUAGAAUUAGGCUAUAACCUUGCUGGAGUAGUAUAAGUUUCACAAAGUGUUUUUUCUCUCUUUAUUGGCAUAAUAGAGUUGUCUUAGGACCUUCAUGUUGGAAGACCAGUCAAAAUCGUAUUUGGAACCAACACACGUUUUUAUUCCCUCAGGCUUUUCCCAAAGGGUUAAAUGGUGCUGAUAACAGAGGACAGGGAUGGAGGGGGAUCUCCACUUAGAAGCAAACAAGUUCAGCUGGGUAGAACUGUCGGUGUAGCUCAAGUACAUCCCGUAGCAGACACGCAAGUCGUUUUGUCAGAAAAUGACCAUCUCGGUUCCUAUGAAUCCGAAGGUUAUGACGAUGGGGAUUUUGAAGAGUAUGAUGAGUUCUCGGAACUACCAGACACCAGAAGCAUCGCCUCGGAUGACUCUUUUUACCCACUGGUCGCAUAUGAUGACACUGAAGGAUCCCCUGAGAGUCCGGAACCUCUAUCGUUGUUUCAGGCAUGUUGUACCAACAACCCUGCGAUGGUCAAACUUAUGAUAAGACAAGGGGUGCUAGAGGAGGAUGUCAAAGAGACUGACCAGAACAAUCGGACGGGCUUGAUGGUGGCGUGCUACCAAGGCUACGUGGACGUGGUCAUCGCCCUCUCGCAGUGUCCGCACCUGGAUGUGAACUGGCAGGACAAGGAGGGCAACACAGCGCUCAUUACGGCAUCCCAAGCAGGUCACAUCACCAUCACUAACUACCUGCUGAACUACUUCCCGGGGCUGGACCUGGAGCGGAAGAACGUCCACGGCUUCACGGCACUGAUGAAGGCCGCCAUGCAGGGACGAGUGGAGUGUGUGCGCGCCCUCAUGCUGGCAGGAGCCAACAUGAAGGCCCGUGACCAUGGACGCAAGCUGACGCCGCAGGAGUGGGCGCUGUUCACUGGCCGCUAUGACACGGCCUACACCAUGCUGCGCCUCCUGAGCCGGCCGUGCCCUGAGCAGGUGCGCAGCUCCUACCUGCCCGAGUGGCCACUGCUCUCCGCGCUGGUGGCCAAGGCCCAGGAGCCCAAGGGCUGCCUGCGGCGGCUGUCCGACUCCAUCCGCGGCACCUUCGUGCUGGCCAACGUCACCGACCCGGUGGAGGACGGCGCGCUGGACCACAUGGUUCGCAUCACCACGUCGCUCAGCAGCCCCUUCAUCAGCACGGCGUGCCAGACGGUGUGCCCGGGCAGCCCGCCCUGCGUGGGCAAGCGCCGCCUCUCCGUGCCUGAGAUCCUCAAGAAGCAGCGGGCCGAGCAGCUCAAGGGCCUGGGUCCCGAGCGGCUGGACAACUACAAAAAGCUCUUCCAGAACUCGCGCGUGGUGCUGGUGACCAGGCCCCGCGACCGCCGCACCAGCCUGCAGUCACAGCUGCUCCUGAGGGAGAGCCCAGCGGCGGCGUCCGGCGGCGGCGCCGUGUCCCCGACCGAGGCCCUGCGGCGGGGGAGCCUGCUGCCGCUGCACAUGGUGCGGAGGAGCAGCGUGCGGCCGGGCAUGGGCGUGCCCAAGCUGCGCGUGUCCAAGGCGCCGGCGUCCGACUACGUGCCCGAGAAGAACCGCAGGAAGAGCAGCAGCAAGGACAACGGUCAGAACGGCCAGUUCCUGCAGAUCCCCAAGUGGAGGUACAAGGAGAUGAAGGAGGAGCGGAAGAAGGCCGAGGAGGCCGAGAAGAAGAGGCAGGAGGCAGCCUCGCGCAGACAGUCGCCCGCCAGGAAGAAGAAGUGAAACUUAGUGUUAAGGCCUAUUCACACCAAGAACGAUAACGAUAACGAUAACCAUAACGAUA
Molecule: messenger RNA, 2420 nt
Organism: Alosa sapidissima (American shad)
Lineage: Eukaryota; Metazoa; Chordata; Actinopteri; Clupeiformes; Clupeidae
Gene: ankrd33ba
Product: ankyrin repeat domain 33ba
Exons: 4
Coding region: 797-2359 (520 amino acids)
Molecular function (GO): protein binding
Source: RefSeq, a predicted model, not a curated record